AUGGCGAGCGCGUCUCCCAGUGAUUGUGUCGACAGUGCGAGCUGCCCCAUCUGCCUGCGCACGUUUGACUGCCCCUCUACGCUGAGCUGCAGACACUCGUUCUGCCUCCGGUGUCUGGAUGGUGCCUGGGAGACGGCGAGCAGCUUCAACCUGGUGGAGCAGCUCAGAGUUGGAGAGAGCAUGGCUGGAGUUGUCUUCUGUGAUGGCUGUGAUGAUGGGGAGACUCCUGCAGUGAAGACCUGCCUGAGGUGUGAGAUGUCCCUGUGUGAGUCCCACCUGAAGCCUCACCUGAAAAACCCCAAGUUGAUGGACCACGUCCUGGUGGCUCCCAUUGUCAGCCUGGAGGUGCGAAGAUGCCAACAGCAUGGAGACCCUUACAGGUUCUUCUGCAAGCAGGACGAGAGCCUGGCCUGUACAGUCUGCACCAUCGUAGGAGACCACAUCAGUCAUAAGGUUAUCACGCUGGAGAAAGAGCACGAAACACGGAAGAGUAGAGUCGGAGAGGAGACGCGAGUGGUGGAGAAGAGGAAGGAGGCGGAGGCGUCCGUCGGACGGAUGGAGGUCGCUCGCAGAGACGUGCAGGGAUCUAUGACUGGGGUGAAGGAGCGAAUCAAAGCCGAGUUCACCCGCCUGAGAACGGCACUGGAUGAGGACGAGAGGACGGCUUUACAUCGCGCGGAACUGAAGAAGGAGCUGCUGUCCCAAAUCGACAAGAACAUCGCUUAUUACAAGCACGAGAUCAGCGAGCUGCAAGCAGCAGCCGCGCGCCUGCACACUCUGCAGGAGGAGAGGGACUCGCUCACGUUCCUGAAGGGGCACCUGGAGGAGACACGCAGGGGAAAGGUUCCUAAGAAGUCUCCGUCCCCAGCUCCUACUCCACUGGACACCUCCACGAUCCGCUCCCUAGAGAGAGUCAUGGGCCGACUGCUCCCUCUCGUCUACGGACGCUCACCGACUGUGGACCCAAACUCGGCCCACAACAAACUCCAGAUUUCCUUGGACCUCAGGACGGUGACGCGGACCGCUGUCUCCCAGGGUCGCCCCGAUCACCCGCACCGCUUUGAUGGCUGGCGACAAGCCCUGUGCUCCGAGAGCUUCUCGUCGGGUCAGCACUAUUGGGAGGUGGACGUGGGGGGUGUGACGGGGUUCUAUCAGGUUGGAGUCGCGUACGGGACGAUCGCACGGAAAGGGAGUGGUAAAGAGUGCAGCCUGGGAGAGAACGACUCAUCCUGGGUUUUAUAUAAAUAUAACAACAGCUGGGCAGUGCUUCAUGGUGAUGUAGUGACCUCAGUGCCGGUGAGGGAUCCUCCCCGGAGAGUCGGGUGUCACCUGCACUGGGAGGCGGGGCUGCUGUCGUUUUACCGCGCCGACUCCAUGGAGCUGCUGCACUCCGUCCACCACUCGUUUAGUCAAUCGCUCUACCCCGCACUGUAUGUGUGGGAUGAUGGUGACUCAGUGAGGAUUCUGGAUCUGAGUCGUGCGUCUUGAGAGCACGGAGUGUGAGCAGCGCAGAGAAACGCACAGAUAUUUGUCUUUAGUGUAUAGAGGGGCAUGUGCGUAGUGUGGGGUGGAGCGGUGGUGCAGUGUUUAGCGCACUCGUGGGGGAGGGCAGGGAACACAAGAGUGUGGAGCUCCACCGCGGGCGUGCUGGGAACACACGUCACGUGACGCUGCGGGGUGACGUGCGCAGUCCCCCUCGCGGUCACUCGCUCGUUGGGCAAUAAACCCGGGGUGGGAAUGGGAUGGCAUCACUAGGGGGGGACAACUCGUGGUGUGUGCUGAGCGUCGCUGGGCUAAAACAUUUUUGUUAUAACCAGCGGUCGAAUGACCCCCUCCUCCCCCCCACCAAACUAGUUUUAUUUUACAGGGCAUAGAGAGAGAGAAGCCAUUUAACACAUAGUAGUAGUAGGAAGUUUUUCGCCACCAAUAUUAUUAGUAAAGGUUUGUUUGGAUUAAUAUUUUAAUUAUCUGCUCUCAGACUUGGACCUGUAAACCACAACCUUCGAUUUAUGGGAUAACGCUUCUGCUGACAACAAUGGAAACUGUGUUUUGACUGUGAAGUGGGUUAAAGUUUAUGUUUUAUUUUUUUUAUUUUAUUAUUUCCCUUCUAUGUGACUUUACCGAAAGAACCAAGAAGAUGAAUCCCUGCAGUCACGAAAGCUUUAAAUCGAAAUUUGGUUAAAGUUAUUAAGCACCUGAUAUAUAUCUAGAGUGACGAUCUACCUUACACUACAACACGACUAAUAUUGUCUCAACACGCAUUAAUAACACAGAGACACUGUGUGUUAUUACAGGGAUAGAGACAACGCAAACUCCAAAUAUACAGCAGCUUUCAGGGUCGUAAUCCAACCCACGACCUCCUGCAUACCAGGCGAGGGAGUUAUCAUCUCCGAGGCACCGCAGCGCCUCUCGUUAACAUGAGACACCAAUCCGUUGUGAACCCAACCUCGAGUCUCAGGGUAUUUAGCAACAUGUAGAUGAUUUGAGACGCAUUGAUUAUCUCGUACCAGUUGUGUAAUUGUGUGAACGCUAAUCGCAUUGUGCUCUGGGCUGGGGGUGAGAAUUCUACGUGCUUCAUUGCUGGCAUGGGUUUGACUUGUUUUGCUUUUUUUAUUUUUGUGACCCAGGUCACUCUUGUCAAUGAGACUCAUCCUGAUCUCCUGAGUUCUCACCUCAUUAAAUUUAACUCGACUCGAUCAUCAGCAGAAGUAUCAUCAGCAGCAGAAUUAAUAACAGGAGCAACAGCAUCAACAGCAGUAGCUCCAUCAUAAUCAUCAGCAUCAGGAGUAGAACUAGUAACAUCAAUAAUAAUGGAAUCAUCAGCAGUAACAGAAUCAUCAUCAGCAGCAGAAACAGCAUCACUAUCAUCACUUUUGCAACCGAGACUCAUCCUGGUCUCUUGAGUUCUCACCUGGUUAAACAAAUCGACUUUAACACGUAGGCUUUCGCGACCAAUAUUAUCAAUGAUUAAGGUUUAUUGGGUUAGAUCACGUACAUUUACAUAGACCUGAUUGUGUUCUGGAUUACCUGUGAAUUGUAAUCACAUUGUAUUGUGGGUCAAGGGUCAAUGUGUUCUGGGUGAAUAAAAAAUAAAAUCUGAAAAUCUAUUGUCAAGAUUGUCAUCCAGGCUGUGAAUGUGACUCUCUCAUAGCUGAGACUGACUCACUUGUGUAAACAUGUAUUUUUUUGGGAUGGUUCCUGUUGUUUUGUUUGUAUGGAUGUUAUAUUUUUGGAGAUUAAACCCGGGCACGGUUUGUAAAUCUUCAGCCUACGCCUUCACAGCUAAGUGCUGUCUGUAGCCUUGGGCCACAUUCCAUGGCGCAUCUCGUGGUAUUUAUAG
Lethenteron reissneri (Far Eastern brook lamprey) is the source of this 3340-nucleotide messenger RNA. Its product is annotated as tripartite motif-containing protein 14-like. Lineage: Eukaryota; Metazoa; Chordata; Hyperoartia; Petromyzontiformes; Petromyzontidae. The record is from RefSeq and is a predicted model, not a curated record. Gene Ontology annotation, molecular function: protein binding; zinc ion binding.